AUGGGAGAAAUGACUCCAAAUUUGAAUGUUACUGCUACUGCCACACUAGCCGCCGUGGUUGGUUCUACGAGCAAUGCUGCGUCCUCCAGUAGUACUGCACCAGCACCGGCUCCGACAGAGAAGCCUGGAAAAUUCACCGGAAUUGAUUUCAAACGAUGCGGACUGGAGGAUGAUCUUUACAACGUCUAUAGUAAUGUGGGAACAUUAAAAGAACUAUGGGAUGCGUUGGAAAAGAAAUAUAAAACAGAAGAUGCCGGAUUAAAGAAGUUUAUCGCUGCCAAGUUUUUGGACUACAAAAUGGUAGAUGGCAAGUCUGUUGUUACUCAAGUUCAAGAGUUGCAGGUUAUCAUCCACGAUCUCCUCGCUGAAGGUUUGGUGAUUAGUGGGGCGUUUCAAGUUGCGGCAGUGAUAGAGAAGUUGCCUCCUUCAUGGAAGGACUUCAAAAAUUACUUGAAACACAAGCGAAAGGAGAUGACACUGGAAGAUCUCAUCGUCCGGUUGAGAAUCGAGGAAGAUAACAAGGCAGCGGAGAAGAAGGCAAAUGGGAGAUCAACCAUAGGGGGAGCACAUAUUGUUGAAACUGCCCCAACUAAUAUGAAAAAGAGGAAAAAGGCAUCGGGACCAAGGAACUAUCCCAACAAGAAGAAAUUCAACGGAAACUGCCACAAUUGUGGAAAAAUCGGACACAAAGCUGCAGAUUGUCGUGCUUCGAAGAAGGAAAAGAAGAAGGGUCAGGCUAAUAUGGUUGAAACAAACGAGGAGGUUGAUGACUUGUGCGCUAUGUUGUCUGAGUGA
Molecule: messenger RNA, 795 nt
Organism: Lycium barbarum (goji berry)
Lineage: Eukaryota; Viridiplantae; Streptophyta; Magnoliopsida; Solanales; Solanaceae
Exons: 3
Coding region: 1-795 (264 amino acids)
Molecular function (GO): zinc ion binding; nucleic acid binding
Source: RefSeq, a predicted model, not a curated record